Messenger RNA from Diprion similis, 567 nucleotides. Its product is annotated as INO80 complex subunit C. Gene Ontology annotation, biological process: chromatin remodeling. The record is from RefSeq and is a predicted model, not a curated record. The transcript is spliced from 4 exons. Lineage: Eukaryota; Metazoa; Arthropoda; Insecta; Hymenoptera; Diprionidae. Bases 174 to 551 code for a protein of 125 amino acids. Gene Ontology annotation, cellular component: Ino80 complex.
CUAACGAAGUUUGGGAGUUGUCAUUUUCUGCCGUAGCAGGCGUGCGUAAAUUUGAAAUUUACAAUCGGGUAAGUACAAUUCGAUUAUCAAUUCCACAUUCAUCAUUUCAAGCUGAAUAAUACAGACAUAAAGCUGACCUCUGCUUCCUGUAAUCUGCAGAUAAGUCUGGGAACAUGGUAAAUGAGGAGGUUGUGGAAUUGAGCAAAAAACCGCAGCCGGUUUUUAAGGAUCCAACAUUCCAACAAAAAUUCCGCCCGAUAAGUAGUUCAGGGAAAAAAAGAAUCUGGCGAUCUCUGAAGCAGGUGCUUGCUCAGGAGCGAUCAUUACCUUGGCCUCCGGAGGUUGUUCUCUAUAGCUCUAUCAACGCACCACCAAGUUUCAAACCUGCCAAGAAAUAUUCAGACAUAUCUGGCCUUCCUUCAAGAUACACAGAUCCACAGACCAAGUUGCAUUUCGCUACUGCUGAAGAAUAUGCAACCGUACGAAGUCUACCAAUGGACAUCACAGCUGGAUAUUUAGCGUUGCGAGGCGCAUCUAGUAUUGUGGGCUAAACAUUGUUCAAUUAAU